UGCUCUUUCUUGAUCAAUUCCCGCGUCGUGCCGAUUUCCCGCGUCGCGCCGCCAAACUGGCUCCGAUACAAAAUAUAGAAGUUCUUCCCGAGGCCGACGCGCCGUUGCCGCCGCACAACGACUUCGUUGCGGAGGCUGCGGAGGAUUCAAAGAUGGAGGACGACGCGCAGGCGAUGGCGAUCUCGACGGCGCUCGAAGCCGAUCCCAUCUCGAGACCCAGCUCGGUAUCGACUCAGGCUUCAGCGCCCCAGAAUCUCGCACCCGCUCUGUCCAACCCUCAGCCGCAGACGCUUUCCACCGGGGAUUCGGCGACAGACAAUCCACAACCAAGACCUGUCGCAAUCGCGCCCGCUAUGUAUCCAGCUGGCACGUCUCCUGCGAGCACAGCUCCCGCGCCUGGGGGGAAUCUUCCUACCUGCCAGAACUGCGAAACGCACACGACCCCGCUAUGGCGACGCGACGAGACAGGCGCAGUGCUCUGCAACGCCUGCGGUCUCUUCCUGAAGCUGCACGGCCGGCCGCGACCUAUUUCCCUGAAAACUGAUGUGAUCAAGAGCCGAAACCGCGUCAAAACGAUGCGACCAGACCUUGCGAAACAAAAAAAGCAGCAACAACAACAACAGCAACAACACCUUGCUCAGACGGGCGAUUUGAACGGUGCAGAUCUCGGCGCAGUCAACGGUGCGGCCGGUGUUCGCAGGGCUUCACAAAAACCCGCCAAUGGUGUCUUGGACGAUACACAUUCUCCCAUCUCUCGCACUGGUACGCCAAAUCUGUACGCAUCUCACAUGGCGCCGAUGUACCAAAAUCUCGAAGACCAAUUCCAGGCCCAACAGCUGUCUGGCUUUGGCGGGCCGGAUGGCCGCGCUCCCUCCCCGCUGAACGGCGACCGCCUCGACAUGCCACAGACACACGAGCAACUCCUCGCUACCAACGCAAGCUUGAAAACGCGCGUCAGCGAACUCGAAGUAAUUCAAGAAUUGUACCGUGGCAGAAUCCAGCAGCUCGAGCAGGAAGAAGCGAAUCGGCAGGCCCAGGAGAAGACCAAGUCUGAAGCCGACGAGCAGCUGCGCAAUCAGCUCAACGCCAUCAACGAGGCGCACGCCCAGCUGCAGAAGGAGCUUGAGGAGAGCCACCGGAGGGAGAAUAUGCUGAAGCGGCGUCUGGACGAGCUCGAGGUUGAACUCAAGGAGGCCAAAGAAGCCCUUGAACUACACGAGAAUGGCCGUGCCAAAAAGGCCAAACUCGAUGACAGCGCCGCAAACAAAACGGAGGAGCAGGCGUCGACUUCCCAAGCCGCAACAUCGGCUAACUCGGAUGAAAAGUGAGGGGCCGGCCACUUUGCGAUGGAGGCUACUCCAUUCGCUGGCCAUCGCCGCCUUGUUGAAGCAGCACUUUCUCUAUCACUACGGCGGUGCCGCUGUUGCUGGGACUUGUUCUUGAUGUGGCGACACCAAUGGCUUGCCUCGAGCUAGCGGCGCCUUCUCUCCGUUUUCAUACUUGUUUUUCAUACCGGUGCGAUGUGCCAUC
Molecule: messenger RNA, 1530 nt
Organism: Thermothelomyces thermophilus ATCC 42464
Lineage: Eukaryota; Fungi; Ascomycota; Sordariomycetes; Sordariales; Chaetomiaceae
Exons: 4
Coding region: 153-1328 (391 amino acids)
Biological process (GO): negative regulation of transcription by RNA polymerase II; positive regulation of transcription by RNA polymerase II
Molecular function (GO): RNA polymerase II cis-regulatory region sequence-specific DNA binding; zinc ion binding; DNA-binding transcription factor activity, RNA polymerase II-specific
Source: RefSeq, a predicted model, not a curated record